AUGAGCGCUCCAACAGCUCAGAUGAUCGCCCUCGAAGGGCUUACCGUCCUAGACGGCGCCGUCGAAGGCGAAAUGGCGGUGGAUUACGUGUUUCUCCAUGGCCUGAACGGAAGCCCGAAGGAUACCUGGACAGAUGAGACCAAAGACGGCACCGGGUUCUUUUGGCCGCGCCAGGUGCUGGCUGAUAUCCCGGGGUGUCGGGUGAUGACAUUCGGCUACAACGCUGCCUUCGAAAGAGCCCUCGUCAAGAACACGACCACGAUCAACGCGAUCGCCCAGACCUUUGUCAACCGAUUGAUUGACAAGCGCAAAGGGGAGCAUAUCAAUCGACCACUCCUUCUCAUUGCCCACAGCCUCGGCGGCCUCGUAAUCAAGCGCGCUCUCUACAACAUCCACGCCGACCGCCACACGGGCCUAAAGUCGCGUAAAAUCGACGAGCAGAACGCCAUCUACGACUCCAUUGCCGGCCUGGUCUUCAUGGGCACACCUCACGCCGGCAGCCAUGUCACGGACGCGGCCAGGGUGAAGAUGCUCAAGGCGCUCGCCCGCGCCACGUUCAAGAAGGCGCCCGAGAAUCUGAUCAGGGCCUUGUCCGCCCAUUCCAACGAGCUGCAGGACCUCAGCGCCAGUUUCGAGAGGACGACAAUCUUCACUCAGCACAUGAUCGAGAUUUGCACCUACUUUGAGACCAAGACAACAAAGUUUGUGGUUCCUCGAGCCAUGACCUCGCUUCACUACCUGAAUGAGCGUGAGGAGGGUAUUGCAAAGGAGCACACGAAGAUGGCAAAGUUUUCUGAUGCCCAAGAUGACAUGUACCAGUCGAUUCGCCAGAGGCUGGCGGACAUGGGCACUGACGGCUUGAACGCCAAAACGGCACGCCAAGCAACCUAUCGUGUAUCCCAAAUUCCCGGCGAUAUCGCCAGGACGCAGCUUGCACAGUUCUUGCAUGACCAAUGCCAACUUGGGCCGACAGAUAACAUUCGAGUGCACUCUUUGGCUGCUCGCUCAGGCCAGAGACAGUCCACCAAGACUGCCACUGCUUCCUUUUCGACUGUCCCCCCGCUGUUGUUAAAAAAGCAGAGCCGUUGGGUAAUUCCCUUCGUAUGGGGCAAUAAUCAUAGCCACAUAGUUGUCGACACGGAUUUCCACGGCUUCACCGCCCUAAAUGGGGUUGAAGCGGAUAAACAUGUCAUGGACAUCAUCGCCAUCCCGGGCCUAGGCUGCCACCCAUUCUCCGUCUGGCAGGAAGAUCCCUCUGCUAGCACGUACAUGUGGUUGAGGGAUGACCCGGCCCUCUUGGCCACAGGGACCCAGAUCCUCCUGUACGGCUACGACUCUGGUCACCAAAGCAGCAACGGCCCCGCCUCGAUCGACGACAUUGCGAUAUCCUUGAUCUCAGCACUGCGUGAUAUCGGUCGCUCAUCCCCCUCUGCCAAACCGGUGGUCUUCCUUGCCCACAGUAUGGGCGGCGUCGUCUUAAAGCAAUGCCUCGUCGAGCUGGCCAACACCAGUCAGUCCGAACUGUUCAUUUUGCGAAGCGUCAAAAUGUGCAUCUUCCUGGCGGUUCCGAAUCAACUUCCCGUUCCCGCCAUGUUGGCAGUCAUGCUCGGCAACAACAGGUUCAACAAGUUGCGGUAUGCACUUCAGGCCGAGAGGAAUCGAGGCUAUCUGUCCACUCUAGACGGAAUUGUGCGGGGAUUUGGCCAGGCAAACGGCAUUCGCUUCUGCUCUGGGUACGAGACGAUGAGAUCCACACUUCCAAAGCGCCAAAUCCAUGCUGAAAGUGACCAUACUAUACUCCUUCCCAAAUCCCAGGCCAUUCAGGACGGGUCACGGGCUGUAGAUCAGUUCCCGGUCAGCAAGGCCCAUGGUUCCGUACUCGGUAUGCAGGCCGGCAGCCAGACUAUCGACACCAUCGCGAGGCUUGUUACGGAAGCUAGCGAAGCUAGCAUGGCUACACAAGACGUCGAUUUCGAUUCCGCGUCUUCAGAGGACAUCAAAAACUCGGCAUUGUACCGCCAGUUCGUCAAGACUCUUGUUCUACAUGGACGGGAUCGAGAAGACGGCAUAGAAGCCGCGGUUCAAGGCACCUUUGGCUGGGUCUGGUCGAACCCAGAAAUCAGUCUCGGCUCCUGGCUGACUGACGACAAAGCCCCCCUGUUUUGGAUACGCGGAAAGCCAGGGUCUGGAAAAUCUACCCUCAUACGUUAUCUAUGGGGCCAUAAUCAACUGUCGACGUUACUGGCUGACGAGGUGCCGGGUGUUUCGAGGAUCAAGGCAGCCUUCUUUUUCUACUACCGUGGCACCCACGUUCAAAAGUCGUUUGAGGGAAUGUUGCACAGCGUGCUGCUGCGUGUCCUGGAACAGGAGCCUCGUCUGUCGAGCGUUCUUCUUCCCGAGUUUGCAAGGCUGAAGCAUGAAGAGCGGGAGAAGUGGGUGUGGACAUCGGCAACGCUCAUGAAGGCGUACGACGAUAUUCUCACCCAAACCAAGCUCUCCGUCGAGAUAUACCUCUUCCUCGACGCGCUAGACGAGUACGACGGCCCCACGGAGGCCAUAGUCAACUUCGUGCGCACGUCAGUUCUCAAGGCCUCCUCGGGAAGAACGCGUCUAAAGGCCUGCUUUUCAAGCCGCGAGUGGCUGGCUUUCGAGGACCCCUUUUCGGCCCUUCCGGGUUUCAAGAUUCACGAAUACACGGAUAGUGACAUUCUCAAGUACACGUUGGCUCGACUUUCCCGCAAUCCCGAGAUCUCGCAACGGCUGGCAGCCGGGACGCAUCAGGAAGCUUCAGACGUUCGCCAGAUGGAGGAGCACAUAGUAAACUCGGCCAACGGUGUCUUUGUCUGGGUGAAGGCAGUUUCUGAUGAGAUCGUCAGCGGGUUCUCAAAAACAAAGUCGACCAGCGAGCUUUUGACACUGCUCAAGAGCCUUCCAACCGAUCUGGACUCCUUCUAUACGGACGCCAUCAAACGGCUCCCGUUCGAACUUCGAAUGGAGGCGUUCUCCAUGUUCGAGGUUAUGGCAAGGUCCGACACCAUUCUAUCAGCCACGCUUGUAAGGGAAGCCGUCUCAUGCGCGCAAUUGAGCGAUCCCCAAGAUUGUGCAAUGGCAAUCAGGCGUUGUCGGGAGCUUCCCGGUUCCGACUCACCUACACGCUGGGCUCAAGACCGCGGGGCCGGUCUUGUCGAAUUCAAGCAUCCCUACACAAAUGCCCCCGCCAUUAUCACCUUUAUGCAUCAGUCAGUCCUUGACUUUGUUCUGAGGCCAGGUUUUCGAGGGCUCGUACUUGAUCACGCAUUCGCGCUGCCCUUGGAAAACGGCUAUUCGAUCUUGUCCAAGUGGAUGCUCUCAAUAGGAGCUCAGGAUCAAAAGGUUUUCGAGUAUCAUGAGGUUGGAGAAGAUCUCUUGGCUGUCGCCGAAGCGACCACGGGCAAGAGCCUGAGGAGUUUCUUGGACUCACUGGACAAUGACACUCUGACGACAGAGUUGAAAAUGUGGGGGUGCCCCAUUGCCGAUAUCUCGAAUCCGAAGAUGUAUUUCGCCGUGGUCCAAGGCCUGAACAUUUUUAUUCAAGAAGUCAUUCAGGAGCACGGUGGAGUCAUUCCGGACAAAGGCAACUUCUCCCUCCUACAUUGUCUGGCCAAACUGUCGGAUCCCUACGGUGCUUACGGAAUGGCUUUUCCCAUUUCGCGCUCUCCAGCCAGGUUGGAAAUCAUCCCAAUCCUCUUCCGUCAUGGGGCCCGAGUAGGAGCGGUAUGGCAGGGGAAGACCCCCUUUCAAAUGCUAGUAUCAAAUUUUCCCUACACGAUAUUUACCGGCAGUGGUGGGCAUAAAGGCUGGGACAGUAUCCCCAUUUACAACUACGAGAACGUGCUUGCUCUUCAUCUUCUAUCUGCUGGGCAAGAUCCCAAUGUAAGCAUAUCGAUCAAGAGGAACUACAUACGAAGGCAAGACCGGUCAACGGAAUGGGUCACCUGCAAACCGCUGCACUUAGUCCCGCUAGGUCUCGCCGAAAUCCUGAUCGCGUUCGGCGCGAAGGUGAACGUUUUCGAUAGCAAGGGAAGGACACCACUGGACCUUGCUUGCGGAGUCGGAGGCAACCCUUUCGAAGUUGGUGACCACGUGCCGCCUUUGGAGGCCUAUUCAUUUGCACAAUUUCUUCUGAGCCACGGCGCACAGCUUUCGUUGGAGGGGAGCCGGAUCUGGCCUGACUUUGUCAAGUCCGUCUCAAGGAGCGUACAGGUGCCCGAGGAGUUUCUGCAGCCCGGCGUCAUGAGCAGAGCGAGCCCAGGCGUCGUACUGAUGAAGAUCGAGGACAUGAAGCUCCGUAUUAAGAGGGACGGAAUUCGCCGAUAA
Molecule: messenger RNA, 4356 nt
Organism: Colletotrichum higginsianum IMI 349063
Lineage: Eukaryota; Fungi; Ascomycota; Sordariomycetes; Glomerellales; Glomerellaceae
Product: SERAC1 protein
Exons: 10
Coding region: 1-4356 (1451 amino acids)
Source: RefSeq, a predicted model, not a curated record